Molecule: messenger RNA, 333 nt
Organism: Diabrotica balteata
Lineage: Eukaryota; Metazoa; Arthropoda; Insecta; Coleoptera; Chrysomelidae
Source: the annotation of a GenBank genome assembly
AUGGCUCUUAGCAAGAAAAAAGAACAUCGACAAAUUGUUCAAGAAGCAGCAUCCCUGGAAGAUCUAAGUUCGCCUGCAGCGUCCCCAGAAAAUCACAGUCCGGCUGCUGCAUCUCUGGAAAAUUUAAAUCCGUCUCCAGCAUCCCCGAGAAAUCUUAGCAAACCUGCAACAUCCACAGACAAUUUAAGUCCAACUGCAGCAUCACCGAAAUAUCUAAAUCCGUCAGCAGUAUCUCCGGAAAAUCCACGUUCCUUUACUUCUGAACUACAAGGAAGAUUUCAACAUCUAUCAUUCUUAGAAAGUCCUAUAGGCCUUCAGACGAUCAGGAUGUGA